Molecule: messenger RNA, 1685 nt
Organism: Salvia miltiorrhiza (redroot sage)
Lineage: Eukaryota; Viridiplantae; Streptophyta; Magnoliopsida; Lamiales; Lamiaceae
Product: peroxisomal nicotinamide adenine dinucleotide carrier
Exons: 11
Coding region: 424-1437 (337 amino acids)
Biological process (GO): transmembrane transport; nucleotide transport
Source: RefSeq, a predicted model, not a curated record
AAUAUUCUUCAAAUUUAUAUGUAGUUAUUUUAUUUUGCUUCUAUUUAUUAUUCCACCUCACAUUCACAAACAUAUAAAAAAAAGGUUUUUAGAUGCUUCAAAUUAAAAAGCACUAAAAGAAGGCUAAUCCCAUUUGAAACUAAUUGAAAUUUAAAAUCCUCUAUAAACCCUGAGAAGAAAGGGCCUAAUCCAUAUCCUAAUCUCAGUCUUCAAGUAUGAUAUUGGUAUUGAUUUUGAUGUUGUAGGGAAGGACGCAAGCAAUUUCCGCGUGUUUAAACAAUUUGAGCACGCAAACUUCCAAGCUCGGAGAUACUCAAUUUUUAUCUGCUUUCUCGCUCUAGAUCUCGCUUUCUCUCUCUCUCUCUCUCUUUCGUUUUCCCCAAAUUCAGCAGCUUCGGCUUUUUUGGAAUUGUCGUAGAAAUUAUGUCCGACGCUUUGAUCAACGGCCUCGCCGGUGCCGGCGGUGGAAUUAUCGCUCAGCUCAUUACGUAUCCUCUCCAAACGGUAAAUACUCGGCAGCAAACAGAGAGGGAUCCGAAGAAGGAGAGGAGGAAAAUUGGGACUUUGGAGCAAAUGUAUCAGGUCGUAAAGCAAGAAGGGUGGGAUCGGCUGUAUGGAGGAUUAGCUCCGUCUCUCGUCGGCACUGCUACGUCUCAGGGUGUUUACUAUUAUUUCUAUCAAAUAUUCAGGAACAAGGCCGAGGUUGCUGCUCUUGAACGAAAGAGGAAAGGUUUUGGUGAUGGAUCAGUUGGAAUGCUCUCAUCGCUUGUGGUUGCUGCUAUGGCUGGGUGUGUGAAUGUGCUGCUGACAAAUCCUAUUUGGGUGGUCGUGACUCGCAUGCAGACACACACAAAGAAAAGCCAACCAAAUCGUACGGGUUUGCUGUCUUCUGAUGAUAUAAUUCCUUCUGCAGUGGAACCUCCUCCAUUUGGUACGACACUUGCGAUUCAAGAAGUUUAUGGUGAAGGGGGAGUCUUGGGAUUUUGGAGAGGUGUUUUCCCCACACUGAUAAUGGUAAGCAAUCCUUCAAUACAGUUUAUGCUGUAUGAGACUCUCCUGAAGAGGCUGAAGAAGCGACGGCUUUCAAGCAGUAAGGGUAACAGUAAUGUAACUGCCUUGGAGAUAUUUUUGCUGGGAGCUUUGGCAAAACUUGGAGCUACAGUUGUGACAUAUCCUCUUCUGGUUGUCAAGUCACGGCUUCAAGCAAAGCAAAUGGUUGCAGAUAAAAGGCAUCAAUACAGAGGCACCUUGGAUGCUAUCGCGAAGAUGAUACGCUAUGAAGGUUGCUACGGUUUCUACAAGGGCAUGAGCACGAAAAUCGUACAAAGUGUGCUUGCAGCUGCUGUUCUUUUCAUGGUGAAGGAAGAACUCGUCAAGGGUAGCAGAUGGUUGUUAACAAAGGGCGUCGUCGAUCCAGUAAAAUCGAAGCCACGGUGAUGUGCUCCGGUGUUGGGAGGCGACUGCCGCCGGAGAAACUACUGCUGGAAUCCCAAACUGGAUACGUUAUAAUAAAAAAAGAAAUUAUCAUUGUGUUGUAGCAGUUUAGCUUGCUGCUGCAUUAGUUCAAGUGUACACUAGUUCGCCAUGUCUGUACGGUGCAAAGAAAAAUUGAUGUUUAAAUUAGUCACAUAUUAUCGAUUAUUUGUGUUACUAUUGAAAAAUGUAACGUUUUGAAUAUAUUUACA